Polistes canadensis is the source of this 1219-nucleotide messenger RNA. RefSeq names its product transmembrane protein 203-like. Gene Ontology annotation, molecular function: nucleic acid binding. The coding region runs from base 425 to 838 and encodes 137 amino acids. Gene Ontology annotation, cellular component: endoplasmic reticulum; nucleus; nucleolar ribonuclease P complex. NCBI's taxonomy places the organism in Eukaryota, Metazoa, Arthropoda, Insecta, Hymenoptera, Vespidae. The transcript has 2 exons. The record is from RefSeq and is a predicted model, not a curated record. Gene Ontology annotation, biological process: tRNA 5'-leader removal; intracellular calcium ion homeostasis.
AUGUCUACAUUUAAUACAAAAUGGCCGAGAAACAUGGACAACAAUCCAUAAAUAAAAAUAAAUCGAAAAAUAUUAAUGCUAUGAAAACAGUAUUUCCGAAUAAUAAUUUCGUUGGUAGAAAACGCCAACCUACUAGAUUAAAUUAUCAAACAAAGCUACACGUAUGUGUGACAAAAAGAACAUCUUUUAAGAUGACAUUAAACAGCAUAAUGAUGAUCACAAUGGUGAAAUGAACUUUAGACGUAAUUCUGCCAUACAUAUACGUAUAUUUAGGAAGGAACCCGUUGGAAUAAUAUCCACAAAAAAAACAAAAUAUGGUCUAUAAAUUACCAAAGCAAGCAAUAUUUGUAUAAUUGUAUUGAAUAUAUUAAGCAGAAGUAUUUUUCAAGUUAGUUAAUUAUUUGUUUAUUUUUAUUACGGCGCAAUGAUUUUUUCUUUACAUGAAUUAGUACACUGGUUAGGUUUAACUAUUUUUGAAAUAUGGAUUAAUUUAAUAUCGUUAACGAUAUUUACUAUUCUAUUAGCUUUAAAAUUAGAUGAUAAUUAUUUUUUGGAAAAUACAGGAUGGUGGGUUGUUUUCUCGCCAUUGUUUAUAGCUGACGGUUUUAAUACAUAUUUUUGCGCUAUUAUAUUCAUACGUAUGCAUAUGGAAGGAAUGAUUCAGGUUGCUAUAUUAAGAGCAUUAUGGAGUUUAAUAUCGUUAUUGCUAAUAUUUGUAUUUAAAUAUCUCUUAUGUAAAAAGCUUUCUGGUCAAAGUACUUUAGAGUACUCCGAAGUAUUAAGUCCUGUUUUUAUUCUUUUACAACUAAUCGCUGUUAGAGCAUGUCAACUUCACUGACCUAAAGAAAAGAAAGAAGUAUUCAUGAUUUUACAAUAGAGUUUCCAUCUCAAUCAUUUACAAUAUACGAUAUUGCAUAUAAUGUAUUUUCUUAUAAUGUUUAAUUUUAGGGAAUUAAAAAAUAAUUGUAGUUGUACAUUUUAAAUAUAAUUUUUGGGCUUUCAAAUAUUUUUAUGCUAUUAAUAGAAUAAUUUAAUCUUUAAUAUUAAUUUGUUAUUAUAAUCUUUAAUAAAAUUGUUUAUAUAUAUUUUCAUGAUAAUUAAUUAUGUCUUUCACAUAUACAUUUUUGCUAAACAAAUACUCUACAAUUUUUCCAUUGUAUUAUGUAGUUACAAACAAAAAGUUUCUUAUGUAUAAUAUAUAAAGUAAUAAUUUUAAAAA